Molecule: messenger RNA, 1368 nt
Organism: Glycine soja
Lineage: Eukaryota; Viridiplantae; Streptophyta; Magnoliopsida; Fabales; Fabaceae
Product: codeine O-demethylase-like
Exons: 4
Coding region: 115-1170 (351 amino acids)
Source: RefSeq, a predicted model, not a curated record
AAAAUUCAACUUUAACAUAUCGUUAACUUAACACUACUGAAAACUUGCAUUAGAAAAACACUAUUGAAAAACUAUUCAUUUCUUCAUCAGCAACUUCACGGAGGAGAGAAAGGCAUGGCUGGCAAUAUAAUAGCUUCAUCAGUGCCCAAGAGCGUCCAAGAAAUGUCCAUGGAUGGUGAUGAACCACCAUCAAGAUAUGUAGUUAAUGGAAAUAGCUUUGGAUCUAAAGAUUCUUCUGUACAGUUUCCAAUACCCAUCAUUGAUGUGCGUCUCCUCUCAUCAGAAGAUGAGCUAGAGAAGCUUAGAUCUGCUCUAAGUUCAGCUGGAUGCUUCCAGGCAAUUGGUCAUGGAAUGUCAAGUUCAUAUCUUGACAAUAUACGAGAAACUGCAAAACAAUUUUUUGCACUCCCAGAAGAGGAAAAGCAGAAGUAUGCUCGAGCUGUUAAUGAAUCUGAAGGGUAUGGAAAUGACAGAGUAGUUUCAGACAAACAGGUCCUUGACUGGUCCUAUCGCCUAACACUUCGAGUUUUUCCAGAAACAAAACGAAGGCUUUCUCUUUGGCCAAAAAUUCCUACUGAUUUUAGUGAGAAAUUAGAGGAGUUUUCUACGAAAGUGAAAUCAAUGAUGGAAUAUCUCUUGAGAUGCAUGGCGAGGUCACUGAAUUUGGAAGAGGGUAGCUUCGUGGACCAGUUUGGGGAACAACCGUUGAUGCUAGCGAGGUUCAACUUCUAUCCACUUUGUUCUAGACCUGAUUUGGUUCUUGGCGUCAAACCUCAUACAGAUAGAUCAGGAAUCACAGUCCUGUUGCAAGACAAAGAAGUGGAAGGUCUUCAAGUUUUGAUAGAUGACAAUUGGAUCAAUGUCCCCACAAUGCCUGAUGCUCUUGUUGUCAACCUUGGCGAUCAAAUGCAGAUCAUGAGUAAUGGAAUAUUCAAGAGCAUAAUGCACAGGGUUGUGACCAAUACAGAAAAGCUGAGGAUGUCUGUAGCAAUGUUUAAUGAGCCAGAGGCCGAGAACGAGAUUGGACCUGUAGAAGGUCUAAUAGAUGAGUCACGGCCAAGGUUAUACAGAAACGUUAAAAAUUAUGGUGAUAUCAACUACAAGUGUUAUCAAGAGGGAAAGAUUGCACUAGAGACUGUCAAAAUUGCAGAUAACUCUAAUCAGAGGUGAGACUGUUUCAUAUUUGAAUUCCCAAAAGACAAGAUUCAUCUAGACCAGCCGGUUGGAAAGUACAUUAAAGUUUUUGUAAUUUAAGUCAAACCAAUGAACUAACAGAAAAAAAAUAUGUAUGGUUCUCUUACUGUGAAACCGUAACUAGUCAUACAUUUCAAUCUCGUAUAAAAUGGUACAUCAACUAGUUUUAGCUUA